AUGGCACCUACCGCUAUCUACACUCCUUCUCCCUCCCAAAUCACUUCAGAAGUCAAGAAAUCCUUAAUGAAUGCAUCGUCACCCCACGAAAUCGUCAAAGGGCCUGUCCUUGCGAUAGGUUCAUUAGAUACUGCUCAAGAUGGAAAGCAGAUGCUUGAUCGGCUCAUUGAUGGAGCGAUAUCUUUGGCUCCAUCAAACUAUACUUCCAUCCAUAUCCUACUCUCCCCAUCAGAAUACACUUCAUUAUCGCCAAGUUUACCAUCUCUCCUUCAGCAGACCCUUGCCGGUCUGACACCCCUGGGAACUCUACACCUUCUUAAUUUAACCGCGGGCUUCCUGAGUCUUCCUCAUGAGUUGACUCUAGCUGGAUUCAUGGUCAUCGAGAGUGUAAGAGAUGGUCCUGAUGCCAGAAUAGUUGCUCAGAAGCCUUUGCCAAUCGCAACACCUCUACCUUCUGCACUUCCUAUCCGGAGAAAGACCGACCCUGCCAAGCAGUCCUCCAAGAAGGCUCUCUGGGCACUCUCAUCGCCAUCAACUCCCACAAUCGAUGCCGAAGCCCUCCUGACAGCGGCAGAUCGCGAACGCCCAGUCCCCACGUGCGAUCCUGUCAUAGUAGGUGCCCCGAGGCGGAAGAAGGCAUGCAAGAAUUGUUCAUGUGGUCUUGCUGAGCUGGAAGCCGAAGAGGCCAAGUCAGGUAAAGUAGUCCUGCUCGACAGCGACAACGCUGUGGAGGUGGAAGCUGGUGACAUGGCGAAGAGUUUGAUCGCUGCUGCUAAAGCUGCUCCCAAGGCAACUAGCAGUUGUGGGAGCUGUUUCUUAGGUGAUGCAUUCCGGUGUGCGAGCUGUCCGUAUCUUGGUCUGCCUGCAUUCAACCCGGGUGAGAAAGUGGAGAUUGACUUCGGGAUGGAUGACAUCUGA
Messenger RNA from Suillus fuscotomentosus, 918 nucleotides. Its product is annotated as cytokine-induced anti-apoptosis inhibitor 1, Fe-S biogenesis-domain-containing protein. Gene Ontology annotation, molecular function: iron-sulfur cluster binding. Gene Ontology annotation, biological process: iron-sulfur cluster assembly. NCBI's taxonomy places the organism in Eukaryota, Fungi, Basidiomycota, Agaricomycetes, Boletales, Suillaceae. Gene Ontology annotation, cellular component: cytoplasm. The transcript is spliced from 4 exons. The record is from RefSeq and is a predicted model, not a curated record. The coding region runs from base 1 to 918 and encodes 305 amino acids.